Molecule: messenger RNA, 717 nt
Organism: Drosophila persimilis
Lineage: Eukaryota; Metazoa; Arthropoda; Insecta; Diptera; Drosophilidae
Exons: 2
Coding region: 79-717 (212 amino acids)
Source: RefSeq, a predicted model, not a curated record
GUUUUGAGCACUAAUUAACGCAGUGCGUCAGAUUGUUAUGUACUCAUCGUGAGAUUCCGGCUCUGGAGUCACAACAGAAUGUAUCUCAAGCGCGUCCACUACAUUUGUGCUCUGCUGUCACUAGUAUUGCCAUCGAGCUACGCGGAAUUUCCUCUACUCUUUCCGGCCUCAUCCGUGUACCAGGUUACCUCCUCUCUUUCCGUUCCCGUGGUUAUACCCGAUCGUAAGCUCUUCUGGGACUGGGGCCUCCAGAUGAACUAUGCUUUUCCCAACAAGCCCGCGUCCUUCUAUGCCGCCACCAUCUGGCCAGAUGAGUUCUCGCGGCGUGGCAAGCGUCAUGUGCGUAAUGAGACCACAAAAUACAUGCCCCACGGCAGCACAACAGAUAUGCAUCCCAGCGACUUCACGGCCGGGGAGCUGUACGAGAGCCUGGAGAGUAUGCUCUCGCGCUAUGGCUUCGACGAGACCUGUCUGCUGCGCAGUGUUUGUGAGCUAGCCCGGCACCCCUUCGACGAUUCUCACCAGAACAUGCUGACGGGUCUGCUGACCUUUACAUUGACGCCAUCCCUGCAUGAGGCUUUUGCUCCCAGCGAGACCCUCUAUAGGGCAGUAUACGAGCAUGCCGAGCAGCAGGGGUUUCUGGGUCAGGAUUGUGCCAGUUUGUAUCCCAAUUGCACGGUGGACUUUCUAAGCGGCAUAAGCAGACUGCUAAGCUAG